Messenger RNA from Gloeophyllum trabeum ATCC 11539, 1514 nucleotides. RefSeq names its product eEF1-gamma domain-containing protein. Gene Ontology annotation, molecular function: translation elongation factor activity. The record is from RefSeq and is a predicted model, not a curated record. The transcript has 6 exons. NCBI's taxonomy places the organism in Eukaryota, Fungi, Basidiomycota, Agaricomycetes, Gloeophyllales, Gloeophyllaceae. Gene Ontology annotation, biological process: translational elongation. Bases 34 to 1302 code for a protein of 422 amino acids. Gene Ontology annotation, cellular component: nucleus; cytoplasm.
AUCCUCCUCCGUCCUCUUUCUUUACGACUCAAAAUGGCCUCCAUCGGCACUCUCUGGACGAUACCCCAGUUCGACAAGGGCAAGCGGAUUCGGGCGGUGGCCGCCUAUGCUGGGCUGUCCGUUGACUUGCCCGAAAACUACGUCCACUUCGAGUCGAACAAGCAGCCGGAGUUCCUGGCAAAGUUCCCGCAUGGAAAGAUCCCUGCUCUGGAGACGAAGGACGGCUUCAAGCUGUUCGAGACAGCAGCUAUCGCUCGUUACGUCGCCACCCUUGCCCCCAACGUCCCUCUCCUUGGCUCCACAUCAGAGGAGGCUGCGCUCAUCGACCAGUGGGCGUCUUUCGCCGACGGCGAGGUCGGUCAGUGGACCAUUCUCAUCUUCCAGCUCGUUAAGGGCAUCAUCCCCUAUAACAAGCAACACCACACCAUCUUCGCCGAGCGCCAACUGCGAUCCCUUGAGACCCUCGAAAAGCACCUCGCGACUCGUACCUUCCUCGUCACCGAACGCAUCACCCUCGCCGACAUUACCCUCGCCUCCGUCAUCUCUCGCGCCGUGACCGUCACCAUCGACGCGGAGUGGCGCGCCAAGCUGCCCAACGUCAUCCGCCUCUUCGAGACCGUGAUCAACCAGCCGAAGCUCAAGGACAUCUUCGGUACGCCCGAGUACGUCGAGAAGGCAUUGCAGUUCGUGCCCCCGCCCAAGGAGAAGAAGGAGGCGAAGCCCGCCGCAGCUGCUGCCCCGAAGGCGGAAAAGAAGCCGAAGAAGCAGGAGGAGGACGAUGAUGAGGACGACGACCUCGUCCCCAAGGAGGCGCCCAAGGAGAAGAACCCGCUUGACCUCCUGCCCAAGUCGUCGUUCAACCUUGAGGACUGGAAGCGGGCUUACUCCAACAUGGACACUCGUGGCCCCGGUGGCUCCAUUGAGUGGUUCUACCAGCACUUCGACAAGGAGGGUUUCUCCGUCUGGCGGGUGGACUACAAGUACAACCCGGAGCUCACGCUCACGUUCAUGUCAUCCAACCUCAUUGGCGGUUUCUUCAACCGUCUCGAGGCGUCGCGCAAGUACCUCUUCGGCUCGAUGGGCGUGCUCGGCGAAAACAACAACUCCGUGAUCAGCGGUGUCCUCAUUCUCCGCGGGCAGGAUGUCAAGCCCGUCGUGGACGUUGCCCCCGACUGGGAGAGCUACGAGUUCAAGAAGCUCAACCUGGACAGUGAGGAGGACAAGAAGUUCUUCGAGGCCGCCCUUGCGUGGGACCUCGAGCUCGACGGGAAGAAGUGGGUGGAUGGGAAGAACUUCAAGUAAACGGAAACGAGAAGUCGCAUUGUCAUUUGUAGUUCUGCUCUCCUGCUUGCUUUUCUUUUGUAGCCUCAUCUUCGAACUCUGGGUGUAUUUCGCUAGAUCUCACGUUGCUCUUGUCAUCUUACCUUGUUGUGCAGCAGUGAAAUGAAACUGAAAUCAUAUCAAAAGAGGUCACACAAGAAGCUUUGUGAGAAAGGAAACCACUACUACCUAUG